CACGUCACUGCUAAAAUCAGUAAUUCAUCAACAGUGCCCUGUACGACGUUACAUUACUUGUACCUAGACCCACUAUGGACGUCAGUGAUGCUGUAGGAGUUUCCCCCGCCGUAACAGAAAGCCAAGCGCUUCAAGGUGGUGUCAGCUUCGAUGAAAUUAUGGACACGGGGGCACCUGGCGAGGCUACCACGGAGAAAGAGGCCAUUCAGUCUCGACUUGCGACAUUUCAACACUGGACGGGAGUCACGCUUCCUUUGCAGCUUGCUGUAGCUGGAUUUGCAUACACGGGGGAAGUGGAUAAAGUUGUGUGUACCUUCUGUGGAAUAAUGAUGUACAACUGGACAAGUAAGGAAAUACCUCUUGAGGUCCACAGAAAAUAUUCUCCUGAUUGUCCUUUCUUGAAGAAAUGGUUCCCGAUGACGGAAGGGGAAAGGUCCGCAGCACCACCUGGGGAGCGAGUAGGGUAUGAUGCAACAAAGGCUAAACACAAGGAAUAUAUUACCUUUGCACAGCGACUGUCUUCCUUCGUCGGCUGGCCACUUACAGGGGACAUCCAUUCUUCACGAAACAUGUCGAUGGCUGGGUUUUUCUACAUUGGAUCUGCAGAUAGAGCGAGAUGUUUCUACUGUGCCCUUACACUCAGAGAUUGGGACACGAAUGAUGAUCCCAUUUUCACCCACAAACAAUGGUCUCCUCAAUGUGGCUAUAUCAAUCAUAUUACCAGCGUCGCCGUCAAAACAAGAAUACGUUCACAAGGCAACCCGUCUGGAAAUCGCCUCCAACAGUCAUCGAAAGCCUCUGCUGCAAACUCGUCUACAGUGACAAUACCACCAGGGAUUAACAGAAAAGCAGAAGGUGCAUUGUCGAACCCAGGGGGCACCUGGGAACAUUCGCCCUCUGUUCAAGCUUUGUUGGAUUUUGGAUACUCGAUUAAUGUGGUUCAGGAAGCUAUUAAAAAGCACAAAGAAAAAUAUGGACAUGAUUUCAGGGAUUCAACAGAUUUGUAUCGUGCCAUUGAAGAAAUAGAAAAUUAGAAUUUGUAUCAGGAAAUUACCAACAUUAAUCAUUUUAUGUUCGCUAGAAAAUAGAUUAUUGGGAUUAUCAAAUGCAGGAAACUACAUUGAGAGUAAAUGUACACUCUCAUUAUUAUACUUAUUCUCUUUCCUUUUACCUUACGAAAUACAAAUAUUUUUAAUGUGAUGUUUGAAAGACAUCGUCUGAUUAUGUAUGCAUGUGCCCGUUUAUUAAUCCCUUCAUCAAUGCAAUAUGUGCCAAAUGCCAGUAUUUGUGUUCCUAGUAUUGCGUGACAUUAUUUGUAUUGAUUGUCAGUGACAGAAUAAUAUUGAAACGCUGUCGAGUGGCCAGAUUGUAACCGAAAGCGUGAUUUAGUUUCCUCCCUUUGUUGUUGACAAACACGAUCGUCGCCAUCAUCAUUAGAGAAGUUUCUGGAAGGGAGAGCUCACGUUUAACGAUUCAUUGAUAUUGAGUGGUCAUUUACUGACAUUUUCACAGUUCAGAUCAAUACAAAAUCUUUUUACGGUUGAUAUAUACGUCUUUAAAUUUGGAAAUCACACGAAUCCUUGAAACAGUUCACUGGUGCCUUAAUGAUCUUUUGUGUUUGGAAUGGAAUUUGUUCCAGGUGAACAAUUGACUUGACUUAGCAAAUGCUUAUGACGGGUGCCACCGUUUGGGCAGGAUACGCUCACCUUUUCGCGAACACCUGGUAUCAUCACUUUUUCAUAAUGAUUCAUAAACACAUGCUCUGUCAUCAUAUCGCAUGGUGGCAAUCACGGGAGUAUUUGGCUCAGACUCGAUUCGUUUACAAACAACAUCGUACAGCUGUAAUACUGCUGAAACAACAUAUUCUCAUGAUAUAGCCACAGUUGUACAAUCAACGCUGCUUUAAGCAGAGAUUUAUGGAUGUGGGAAGGGUUUUGUCGCUUCUAUUAUGCACCGUACUUACAGUAUGGACACUUAUGUAUCGAGGGUUGUCCACAUAAACCAAGUGGUAAUCGUGUAGUACCAAUGUAUGGCCUCACCUGACUUUGUGUGUUCAAAUCAAAGUUGUUCCGACAGAUAACAGCACAUUUUCAUUCCUGUUGGUCAAAAUUAACAAGGAAUAACCAAAGGUACUUCAGCUUUGGACAGGAUAUAGUUCUUUUUACAUCCUUCAAGCUUUUUUGAUAUUCUUCAUUUAAUGAUCAUAACUGCACUCAGAAUGUUUUCUCUGAUCGUUUUUGUGUUGAUGAAUAAAUAUACCAACGAUA
Messenger RNA from Haliotis rubra (blacklip abalone), 2267 nucleotides. RefSeq names its product baculoviral IAP repeat-containing protein 3-like. The transcript has a single exon. Bases 75 to 1034 code for a protein of 319 amino acids. The record is from RefSeq and is a predicted model, not a curated record. NCBI's taxonomy places the organism in Eukaryota, Metazoa, Mollusca, Gastropoda, Lepetellida, Haliotidae.